AUGGGUUACACGCAUUAUUAUGCCAUACGUGGCUGGGAUACUCCUGAAUGGCAAAAGGCCUGGGCCCAGCUCAUCCAAGAUGUCCCCAAUAUCAUCAAAGAAGCCCGGAUUCCUCUCAGCGGCCCAACCAAGUAUGAAGACGAAGUUACACCGGUGCUCGUGGACUCUGAAAAAGGCAUAGACUUGAACGGGGUUGAAGAUGGGGCUCAUGAACCCUUCAUCCUGUGCAAGCCGGGCGAGUGGACUUUCUGCAAGACUGCUCAAAAGCCAUACGAUGUUGUCGUUACAUGCAUCCUUCUCAGGAUUUGGAUGCUGGCACCGAAAAAUAUUGAUCUUGGCUCUGAUGGUCUUUAUGAAGACUGGGCCGAUGCGCGUGACCUCUAUGCCACCUUGUGGCCUGGGGAGCCUACGGAUGCCUCACGGGCACUGUUUGAUGACGGAAAUGAUGAGGAGGCCGAAGAUGAAACCGACCAGGUCAAUUAA
Messenger RNA from Penicillium verrucosum, 483 nucleotides. RefSeq lists its product as uncharacterized. NCBI's taxonomy places the organism in Eukaryota, Fungi, Ascomycota, Eurotiomycetes, Eurotiales, Aspergillaceae. The record is from RefSeq and is a predicted model, not a curated record. Bases 1 to 483 code for a protein of 160 amino acids. The transcript has 3 exons.